UUCUCAAAGUCCCUUACACUAGGAAGGUGGGGUCUCAACGCCUGGGUUUUAGUUCAGCCCAUUACAUAUAAGUGUGUGUGUAUGCGAGAGGUAAACCACGAAGUACGCAUCUGGAUGCAUACUUCAGGAGUUAGUGUGCAGGUCUAACUUAUUAGUUGUGAAUGAACUAAUGUUGGCCUUGACAGGAACUGCUGGCUUAAGAGCAAAAGGAGCUCAUAUCCAUCAGGAAUAUUCUGAGACCUCUCCAGGAGCCUCUGGGUCAGGUGAUCACUACAUGAAACAAAGCCAUGAACGCAGGUGCCAGAGUUCUAGGGUAGUUCAGAACUGAACUUGACAGUUCAGACCUACUUUGUCUACUGACCCUUUUGGUUUCUUUUCUUUGGGAAAAGUGCUGUAUAAAUAUAAGCUUGCUUUAGUUCCUUUGUAUUGUAAAGGUAUAGUGGUCUUCAGAAUGUGACAGGGGGCUUGCUUGCUUGCUUGCCCUGUCGGAAAACACAGUCUUCUCUUCCGAGACAAAGAUAGAUUGCUUCAUCUGCUGACUUUGUUGUUUUAGCAAGCACCAUGUUGCCUCAGGUUCACUUAGCUGCUUAGGCUGGCUAAGGGCUGGUGUGGUAAGAGGAUACAGUCCCAGUCCACUCCUCGCUCCAUGGAAUUUCCCUUGUUUACCCAACUUACUGAGAUCACUUGCUUGUAAAUUAUGCUGACCCUGGCUGCUGACAUAUCAGAUCUUGUCCCUGAACAGACACCAACAUUAUUGCAGCAUAAACAGGAAGGAAGUGUAUCUUGUUGGUAUUUGCCAUAAAGUCAAAAUUCCUCACAGAAGUGGAAGCGAUGAAUGGUCGUGUUCCUGAACAUGAAUGUCAGGCUAUUGAAUUACAGGGGGGGAGAGAACUUGAGGAGGAAAAUGAGGCGGACCAUAAUAAACCUCUUAAUCCUGAAGCAUCUAUCACAAAUAAGGGGAAAGCCUACUACCGGAGGUCUUGUGGUGACACAAUUUUUUGGAAAUGUAAACUGUGGAUGGUUAUAUCUUCAGUUUUCCUAGGGCUCCUUCUAGUGAUUAUUAUCAGCUUAAUUCUUUAUUCAGAGGUUUACAUCGAUGAAGAUGAAUAUUGGGAUCCCGAAUCAGUAUCAAGUGGAAAUUACCGCAAUUUUUCUGGAACACUACAAGUAAAGUGUGCUGCUCAAUCAAAUUAUUCUGAAGAUCUUACUAGGAGGCUAAUAGAUGUCUACAGUUCAUCUCCAGCCCUGGGGCGCUAUUUUAUCACUGCUCAAGUGGAUUCCUUCAGACAUGAAAAUGCCACUGCAUUCUACCAGCUGGUGUUCUCCUUACCACCAGUGGCUGACGAGUUCAUGAAGUACACGAUGAGUGAAGAGUUUGUGAUGAAUGUCUUGCGACAAAAUAUUUAUGAUCAGGAAGAUACUUAUGCUCAGGAAGCACCUGAAUGUACUAAGAUAAGGCUUGAUCCAGCUUCUCUCACACUAACUUAGUAAUAGCGGAAAGACUCCUAGUUUACCACGGCUACUUGAGGACAUGUGUUUCCUGUAUCUAUUACCAUCCUGAGGAAUGAGAAUUACUUUCAUUAUUUUGAAACGUUUCUGAAGAAUAUGGCUCUAUUGUGAACACUUUACAUAAUGCAAUAAUGUAUGUAGCAAAUGCAAUAUAUUUAUCACAGCUAUUUACACUUUGAAUACAGCAAGCUCCUUCACUGCUGCCUGACACUCACUCCACCCUUCUCCAAUCCACUUGAAGCUUUGUUGCCAAAAAUCAUGUAACUUGAUGUUGAUCACGUUCAUCCACUUUUGCAGCACCUUCACUAGUUUUACAUUGCCUUUUCAAUUGACUCCAGCACUUGUUCUUUCCCUCAAGCUCCUUUGUAACAUUCCACUCUUCCCACCCUACUGCCAGUCACAUUCUCCUCUUUGCACAUGCCAAGUUGUCCAUGCAGUUGCCCCCUGAACUUUGUAUCCCACACUCACCUCCUGGCUUCUCUCAUGCUGACUGCAUCGACCAUACUUCAUCCCUCAACCGGAAAUCCCUCUCCAAACCCAUUUCUUGCAAACUGAACACACUUAAAUACUUCACCGUUUUCCUGAUUUUUUUAACUGACCUUCAAACUUUUGCAUUAGUCUCUUCCAGAGACCUCUGUCAUGUUGCUCUCUUGUUCAUCUUUCCCUUUUCUCUCCCUCCCUCUGGAGAUGUCUGCUCCUGUUUCUUGCCUUAAUUUAGAUUGAUUGUAAGCUCUGAUGGAGCAGUGACUUUAUCUUUAUUGAUACAGUGAAGUGCCAUGUAUAUUUAUGAUGCUUUACUAUUGUCCCAUGGCCUGGCCCUGCAAGCACUUAGACACAAAUAUUUCCAUUCCAUUCAGUGGGAUUAUUGAUAUGAGUAAAGUGAAUUUAGGACUGCUUACCCAGAGGUAUGUAGGAUAAAUGUGCUCCUCAGUGACAUGUUCCAGUAUGCAGUGUUCUAGGAAUUUCUCAUGGGUCAAUAUACCUGUUUACUUGCUAACUUAAUACAAUUAGUCCACAAUAUGUGUGUCAAAUGGCAAGUAUUUGACACAACUAUCAUUUGUUUUUUUAAAAACCCUUCUUUGGGUCCAUAUCCUGAUUGUCUGCAGGGGUCAGGAAAUACUCACCAACACUCCAUAUACAGAUACGAUAUAUGACCGGAGAUGGGGUUUUUCGGCCUUUUGUAUGAUCAAAUACUAGCCACAGUUCUAGGCAAAACACUGGACUAGAUUGGUCAGUGGUAAUAUCAGGCAAAUCCUUUGUUUCUAAGCAUGUCACAUCAGAAAGUCAACAUGUGAUCAUGUAAUGACAGUAAUACUGCAUUUGCACAUGGCAGAAAAAUUAAGGAGAAACUGAACUAUGAAUUUUGUGACUCAUGUGGGCUGAAGAGAGAACUUCAACAUUAUACUAUGGAAGUGCAACUUCCUGCAGUGAAUUCUGAAUUUUGAAGUGAAGGUUUAUACUGAAAUGUGAAUUUUAAUACAUUUUUACUGUAAGAUUUAUCUUAGGAAACUUUAUGGCAUUACAGUAAGAGACAAGUAUAUGAGAAAUCACUUUUUAAAAAAAGUUGUAAUCUAUUUUUAGAAAAUGACAAAACUGUAGCUCAUAUAUUAAAUUAUUUUUUUGAGAUAUUA
This is a messenger RNA of Chelonia mydas (Green sea turtle), 3140 nucleotides long. It is a transcript of the gene C1H3orf52, whose product is annotated as chromosome 1 C3orf52 homolog. The transcript is spliced from 8 exons. The record is from RefSeq and is a predicted model, not a curated record. NCBI's taxonomy places the organism in Eukaryota, Metazoa, Chordata, Testudines, Cheloniidae. Bases 832 to 1488 code for a protein of 218 amino acids.